CUUGGAUGAUGAGCAAGAUUCUCUUUGUGACUCAAGUGCUCUAGAAAUAGCAGAAAAGACCUUUACUUGCUCUGAAACUGAUGCAAUUCAUAAUACAGCUACAUACAUGGAAGCAGGCAGCAUCUUACCUUGUCAUUUGUCUGCAAAUACACAAGGAAAAUACACAAGUGACCAAAAUAUUAGCAAUGGUUUGUUAAGGAGAAUUGUGAGUGGAACUGGUGCUCAGGCAUGCAAUGGACAAGUUGUAAUCCCACCUCACGUCAGUCAAAUUUAUGAUGAAUUAUUUGUCAUUCAUCAGAAGCUCCAGAGAGAAAGUUCAGCACAGCAUGAGUAUUCUCUGCAGCUCCAGAAACGAGAGCGUCUGUCAGAACGAGAAGCAUUGCUCUUCACACAUGAAGCAGCUCUGGCUAAAAUCAGAGGUGUUGAGGAAGAAGUUCAUAUGAAAUUUGGAGUUAUAAAAGAGCAACACGAAGCAGAAGUUAAACAGCUGACAGAAGCCUUGAGGGAGUUAACUAAAGAAAACAGGAGGCUGAAGUCAUCAUUUGAUACCUUGAAGGAAGUGAAUGACUCUUUAAGAAAACAGUUAAGUGAUCUAACUGAGCAGAACAAGAAGUUGGAAGGUCAAGCACGAAAAGUACAAGCUCGUUUAGAGAAUCUACAAAGGAAGCAUGAAUUCUCUAUGGUGCAGAAGUCUAGCAAUGUGUGUCAAGUGGUGCAACAAAGCAAACCUGUGAAACAGGGAAAAGUGAUGGUGACAUCAAAAAUUGCCAAGCUACCAUGGAAUUCAGAGUUUUAUGAGCUCUUAGCUUUUCUUAUGGAUUGGAUCUCAGACCAGCAUCUUAGCAAAAUAAAAACACAAGAAGGAAGAGAGCACAGUCCUAAACGUACAGUUACCCAGAGCUCCAAACAAACCUGUACUCGGGAAAGGUGUCUGAAGAUUUUGCCUAUAGCUACUGAACAACUCCAGUGGAUGCCAUUUGUGAAUCCUAAACUGCACAUGCCUGUGAUUAGGUUUAUUUACUGGUCUAUAAGGCAGCUAGACAAUGAUAUUCAGCAUGCGACCCUGAGGUCAACAGUGAGGAGACUUGGUGAAGAUAUUUUCAAGGGCAUAGUAAGGAAGGGAAGCCCACAUAGUUCUGAACUGUCUCCAGAGAGUAAAUCAAAAUCAGCAGUUUUCUUCAGGAGUUCCUGUAUGCCUCUGAGGUUUCUGUCAACUUUAAUUGUGCUUAAAACAGUGACACAAG
Molecule: messenger RNA, 1244 nt
Organism: Acanthisitta chloris (rifleman)
Lineage: Eukaryota; Metazoa; Chordata; Aves; Passeriformes; Acanthisittidae
Gene: CCDC138
Product: coiled-coil domain containing 138
Exons: 9
Source: RefSeq, a predicted model, not a curated record